Messenger RNA from Puntigrus tetrazona (Sumatra barb), 857 nucleotides. RefSeq names its product coiled-coil-helix-coiled-coil-helix domain-containing protein 5. The transcript is spliced from 4 exons. The record is from RefSeq and is a predicted model, not a curated record. The coding region runs from base 90 to 410 and encodes 106 amino acids. Lineage: Eukaryota; Metazoa; Chordata; Actinopteri; Cypriniformes; Cyprinidae.
AUCGAAUUCCCCCUGCGAGAGCGCGGACGUUCCCCACGCGCACGUGCGUGAUGUGAUAGUAACCUUGACGAAAACCGGGUGAAUUCAACAUGGAGGCAGCAAUGGCCAUCACGACCAAAUACUGCCAGAAGGAGCUGGAGGAAUACGGUACAUGUGUUGUCUCCCAUCCAGCGACAUGGCAAGAGAAGUGUGUAGACCUGAAGCUGAGGGUGGCACAGUGCACUUCAUCACAUCCUGUGAUAAGAAAGAUCCGGAGCGACUGUGCUGGGGAGUUCUCAGUGUUUGAGCGCUGUCUGCGGGAGAACCAGAGCUCUGCUGAAGCCUGUCAACCUCAUCUCACACGUUUCCUCGCCUGUGUUGAGACCGUCGACCUUUCAGGAAUAGCAAAUGCUGCGCCACAGCCUACGUAGUUUUUUUUUUUUCUCCACUGUUCUGGAUAAUGAGGACAAUAAGAUGUGUUAUAUACUCAGUACCGGGAAGAAAUGGGCUGCGGAGAAGUAUUAUCUUUGAAGAACUGCAACACACACACACACAGAAAAGAAACAAACCUCAGUCUUUUGCACACCCCCCCCCUCAAAAAAAAAAAAAAAUAAUGAUGUCUUAUACUUUUUUUUUUUUGUUUUGUUUUGUUAAUGGAAUGUUUCACAGUAUUUAUGAGAUUUUUACAAGAUUGUUUUUGUCUUGUUUUCCCUUAAUCACAGUUUUCUUUUUUUUCCUUUUUAAACAAGACAUUUAACUAGAUAUUUUGGCUGAAAACUAAAAAAAAAUAAAUCUAGAAAAGCAUUUUUUGUAGUUUAAAAGGUUCCAUGAUAUUCAUGACAUGAAAGUUGCAAUAAAAUACGCAUUUCUAAAUUCUU